UUCAUAUACCUUACGUUUCUGGAUUCAGGAUGCGGUGCGUUUUUGCCAUUCAACUUAUCAGCGUAUUGAUGAUUUCCCACGUUGAUCUUAGCUAUGGCCAGUGUUCGGAUAUCAACUGGCAUUCAAGCCUAGACCGAGUGGGGUGGUCCACUUGUCCCGAUUCUAGAACUUAUCUCAAGGGAUUGUGGAGAAACGAUAACAAACCUGGAGACGAGAGAGUUGGGCGCAUUGAAACUGCAAGAUGCUGUAACGCUUUUAUUUCAGCCUAUCACAAACAACCUUCAACGUGCUUAAAUGCAAAUUGGGCGCAGACUUUGGAUAGAAAAUAUGUCUGGGCUCUGUGUCCUGCCGGUUAUUACAUGCAGGGCGUAAGGCUCGGCGCUGGUCCACCAGCCUAUCUAAACAACAUUGACGAGGCAAAAUGUUGCCACCCACAGGGUCAUCCAAACAGUUUUGAACACUGCUACGAUGAAGACUACACUUAUAAGUUUGACAAUAAAGGUUGGGCGUUCUGUAAGCAAUUGGGCUAUUACUUGGUGGGUAUUUACAAAAGUGACUGCAAUCAACUUUACUGCCUGGAAAAGCUCAGAUGCUGCAAGAUGAAGUUAGGUGCUGUUAAUGGUGGAUGGAGCAACUGGGGAAACUGGGGACAAUGCAGCGCUACUUGUGGACAGCAUGCACAGCAAGAGCGCACGCGCAGCUGUACCAAUCCUCCUCCAUCACUCGGUGGGGCGCAAUGCAACGGAGAAAGCAAAGAAACAAGAUACUGUGGUGGCCAUGCUUGCCCUGUAAAUGGAGGGUGGAGUAUGUUUGGACUUUGGGGCCAAUGUAGUGCCUCUUGCGGAAUUGGAUAUCAAGAGCGCGUACGCUCCUGUACCAAUCCUCCUCCUUCCGGCGGCGGGGCGCAAUGUUCAGGUGAAAACAGAGAAACAAGGUCUUGUAAUGGUGGAGGGUGCCUAA
Molecule: messenger RNA, 960 nt
Organism: Pocillopora damicornis (cauliflower coral)
Lineage: Eukaryota; Metazoa; Cnidaria; Anthozoa; Scleractinia; Pocilloporidae
Product: coadhesin
Source: RefSeq, a predicted model, not a curated record